Molecule: messenger RNA, 5389 nt
Organism: Anopheles maculipalpis
Lineage: Eukaryota; Metazoa; Arthropoda; Insecta; Diptera; Culicidae
Gene: prc
Exons: 12
Coding region: 17-5389 (1790 amino acids)
Biological process (GO): extracellular matrix organization
Cellular component (GO): extracellular matrix
Source: RefSeq, a predicted model, not a curated record
AGUGACGCAGAGUCAAAUGGAGCGCCCUACGCGCUGGGCGCUUAUAUUGUUUGCGCUUUGCGCAACGACAGUACAAACGGCAAUUUUGAAUUCUAAUCCUUCAGAGGACAUUUCGAACUCGAUAGACCUAACAAACAACCCGCUGUCCAGAGUGAAACGGAAUGGCAAUAUUCGUGGAAAUUUCCGUGGUCAGACCCAAUCGCAGUAUCUGCACUUUGGCAACAGUCAAGAUGGCAAAGCUGAAGCAGAAGCCACACAGCAUAGCUCCAGGGCGGUAGUAGUUGGUUCCAACGGUAUGGGACAAGCACAGAGCCAAUCGCUUGGCGGUGACUGCACUUCAUGCUACGGAGCGGUUGAUGGUGGCGGCAGCUACGUUUAUGACAGCAGACCCGACCCUCUCAAAGUGCCAGGGGAUAAGCUACGCUUACCGGAGGCGUACGAUACCGGUUCCAACGGACACUCCAUGAGACCUAGCGGUGGGCUCGAUGCUUACGGUCGUCCAGGUGGAACCGGGUUGGAUGCUUACGGGCGUCCAGUGGACGGUCAUGGGAGACCUAUUGGCGGCCCUGGUACGGAAGGAUCUGGUGUUGGAACCCAUGGUCGACAUCCACAUGGAGGAACUGGAUUCGAUGGUCAUGGUAGACCGAGUGGUGGACCAGGCAUGGGAGGGGUCGAUGUAGAUGGAUAUGGUAGACCGAGUGGUGGACCAGGAACAGGAGGACCCGUCGUUGAUGCGCAUGGACGACCGAUUGGUGGGCCGGGAACUGGAGGAUCCGGGGUUGACGCUCAUGGAAGGCCAAUCGGAGGACCAGGAACUGGUGGAUCUGGUGUUGACGCUCAUGGAAGACCGAUUGGUGGGCCAGGAACAGGAAGACCAGGUGUGGAUGCUCAUGGAAGACCGAUUGGUGGAUCAGGAACAGGUGGAACCGGUGUAGAUGCACAUGGAAGGCCAAUUGGCGGACCAGGAACCGGAGGAUCAGGUCAUGGACGACCUAUAGGAGGACCAGGAACUGGUGGUUCCGGUGUUGAUGCUUAUGGAAGACCUUUGGGCGGUCCUGGUACAGGAGGAUCAGGCGUAGACGCUCAUGGACGUCCUAUUGGAGGUCCUGGUACUGGUGGGUCUGGUGUUGACGCUCAUGGAAGACCUGUUGGAGGACCUGGUAGUGGUGGAUCUGGUGUUGACGCUCAUGGAAGACCUGUUGGGGGACCCGGUGUUGGUGGAUCAGGCGUGGAUGCACACGGAAGACCGAUUGGAGGUCCUGGAACUGGUGGAUCAGGCGUGGAUGCACACGGAAGACCGAUUGGAGGUCCUGGAACUGGUGGAUCAGGCGUGGAUGCACACGGAAGACCGAUUGGUGGUCCUGUUACUGGUGGAUCAGGCGUGGAUGCACACGGAAGACCGAUUGGAGGUCCCGGAACUGGUGGAUCAGUUGUGGACGCUUAUGGAAGACCCAUCGGAGGACCAGGUACUGGUGGAUCAGGAGUUGAUGCAUAUGGAAGACCAAUUGGAGGACCAGGCGUUGAUGUGCAUGGUAGGCCAGUAGAAGGCACUGGAACCGGAGGAAUAGAUACAAAUGGACGAGUUUCUGGAGGACCAGGAGGUCCAGAUGCUUCAGGGAGACCGGGCACUGGAGGACCAGGUGUUGAUGGUCAUGGCAGACCAGUAGGAGGCCCUGGACCAGGUACAAAUGGACGUGGUAGACCAACUGGAGAUGCAGGCACAGGUGCUGGAGGUGUAGAUGCGUAUGGCAGACCGAUUGGAAGUCCAGCAGUCGAUGCACAAGGAAGACCAAUCGGUGGAUUUGAUGCACAGGGAAGACCUCUCGGUAUUGGCCAUGGUCGGCCUGUUGGUGGAGUACCUGGUACAGGACAUGACGCUAGUGGAAGACCGGUCGGUGGUCAUGGUCCUCAUCCUCAUCUUGUAGGACCGCCUCUGCCGGGAGCUGGAGUACAUGGUGUCUAUCCUUCAGCUCCACACACUGUGACUCUGCCAGGCCAGGAUCAUACCGUUGUCAACCCUACUGGCGGUUUAACUGUUUUAGUUGGCACGGGUCACUCAAAGCAAACUGUGAUUGGCUCCGAUAGUAGAUUAGAUGGUCACGGCCCAGUGAAAAUCAUUCCUGGCCCUCCCGACAGCCAUGGACCUCCGAAACAAACGGUUUACGCACAUCCUGGUGGUGUUACAGUACUGGUAGGGACGGGUGGUGCACAACAAACCGUGCAUCAUCUUCCAGUGCAUGGAGGACAACCUAGAACAGGCCCGCAAACAGUUAUUCACCCAGGCACCGUUGGAUAUCCAGGUCAGUAUCCUGGUGGGGCAGGACAUUACCCAGGAUCUACUGGGGUCGGUGGUCAAUAUCCAACUGGCACUGGAGGAGUGGGAACAGGAACAGGAUCAUUACCCGGAACUGGAAUACAACAUCCAGGAGGUACAGUAGGAGGACAACAGCCAGGCAUGGUUGGAGGACCAGGGACUGGACAAUAUCCUGGCACAGGUCAGUAUCCUGGUAGUUCUCAAUACCCUGGAGGACCUGGAUCAGCUGGAAGUGGAGUGGGUGCAGGACAAUAUCCAGGAGGAGUUACAGGAGGCACUGGACAACAACCUGGUGGUGCUGGCCAGUAUCCAGAAGGUGUUGGAACAGGUCAAUAUCCUGUAGGUACGGGAGGGGGAUCUGGACAAUAUCCAGCAGGUGGUGGCACUGGUACUAGCCCAUAUCCUGGUGGGGUUGGUCAAUAUCCCGGUGGCGCUGGAGGAGGCGUAGCAGGUGGACAGUAUCCAGGAGGUACUGGAGCAGGCCAGUAUCCUUCAGGAACUGGUACAGGUCAAUAUCCCGGAGGUACCGGUACAGGAACAGGUCAACACCCGGGAGGCUCUGGAGUUGGCACAGGUGGUACUGGAGCUGGAACAGGACAGUAUCCUGGCGGCACUGGAGUAGGAACUGGUCAAUAUCCUGGUGGCACUGGAACAGGAGCUGGCCAAUAUCCUGGUGACACCGGAGCAGGCACAGGACAAUAUCCCGGUGGCACUGGAGCAGGAACAGGACAGUACCCUGGUGGCACUGGUGCAGGCACGGGACGAUAUCCUGGUGGCACCGGAGCAGGCACGGGGCAGUACCCUGUUGGCACUGGAACAGGAGCUGGUCAAUAUCCUGCUGGCACUGGAGCAGGCACAGGACAGUAUCCAGGUGGCACUGGAGCAGGAACAGGACAGUACCCCGGUGGCACUGGAGUAGGCACAGGACAAUAUCCUGCUGGCACAGGCACAGGUACAGGACAGUAUCCUGGUGGCACUGGAACAGGAGCUGGACAAUAUCCUGGUGGAGCUGGUCAAUAUCCAGGAGGCACUGGAGUGGGAACAGGUCAAUAUCCUGGAGGAGCUGGACAAUAUCCUGGUGGCACUGGAACAGGAACUGGUCAAUAUCCUGGAGGCACUGGAGUAGGAACUGGUCAAUAUCCUGGAGGCACUGGUAUAGGGGCAGGUCAAUACCCUGGUGGAACUGGACAAUAUCCUGGAGGCACAGGAGUAGGCACAGGUCAAUAUCCUGACGGUUCUGGACAAUAUCCUGGUGGAACUGGCGCAGGAACAGGACAGUAUCCUGGUGGAACUGGAACAGGAGCAGGCCAAUAUCCAGGCGGAACUGGAACAGGAGCAGGUCAAUAUCCUGGAGGAGCAGGAACCGGCACCUAUCCGGGAGGUGUUGGAUCUGGACAGUAUCCAGGAGGAGUCGGAACAGGUACUGGGACAGGUGCAGGCGGUCUAUAUCCGGGAGGAGUUGGUACGGGAACGGGUGCAGGCGGUCUAUACCCGGGCACAGGUACAGGAGGGACAGGUUACUAUCCGGCAGGAACAGGCACCGGUGGAUCUGCUCUCGAUCAAUAUCCAUCAACCAUUGACCAGGGAGCCGGAGGUGGUGGUUUACCACCGCAAUCCAUUCAAUUGCCAGAGGAAGAAGAUGACUCAUUCUCACAAGCCGAAUCGUCAGUCAAGAAUGGAGAAGUGAUGGCUUCCGCACAAGGACGCAAGAAUGGGGGCACUGCCCAGACGCAGGUGUCCGGUACGUACACGGGUACCGGUUCGUUUAGUGCCAGUGCUCAAACCAGCGACAAGGACCGUGCAGCACAGGCACAAGUCUCGGGCGGAAAGGAAGGUGCCAUGAGUUCUGCCCAAGGUACGGGUGGAGUUGGCAAAUCGCAAUCGUUGGUCCAGGUUGAUUCGAAGACGGGUGGCACAUCGGCAACGUCCCAGAGUGGAGGCUUAGGGCACGAGAGUCAAUCGGAGGUGGUGGCUAAUGAGAAGGGUGGUUUGGCCGAUGCACAAUCAAGCGGACCUGGACAAACUUCUUCCCAGGCGCAGAUAGGUUUCCGUCCGCAGGGUGAAGGUGUUGUUGAUCAGCAAAAUAUUUUCAACGGAGGUGGACAAGCAUCCGCGCAGUCGGGUGCUCACUCGGGCCAGAGUCAGUCGCAAAUUAGUGGCAACUUCAAGUUUGGCAUUGCAUACCACGGAGCGGCACAGGCAGCUUCUGGCACGAAGGAACAGGUGAACACGUAUCGUGAGAAGAGCAAACCGCUGUUCCAAUCGAUUGGACUGUUUGGAAAAUCUAUUGGUUCCACGGUCAGAAAGGAAUCUGUAGACACCAACGGUAUGCGGACUCGAACGUCUGAGCAAAGUUUAGUGAACUUCAUCAGUACCACGCCUCCUCCCGGUGAAGAGGAAGAGUACGAAGAUGUCGAUGAAGAGGAGGAAGACUAUGACGAAGAGUACGAAACCACGCCAAAGAUAACGCGCAGUGGCGAUAAGGUGACAACGGAACCUAAAACCCCGGCAAAAACAACUCCCGUAGCUUAUGUGGUCACCGAACCGUCCACCGUAACGGUGCGCACGAAUGGAAAUGGACGAGUUUUCACCCAAGGUGGACCAACUCAGAAGCAAACGGCAUUCGUACCGCACGGCGAUAACUUCCGGCUAGUUCAGACACAAAAUGGCCGUUCGACGGUACACGCUGUGACGACGGAACGAUCGCAACAAACGGUAGUGAAUGCUGUUAGUACGACACCCAAGUACACUACGCGCUAUCUGUCCACAAAGAAGGACACACCACCGACGACGACCAAAACGGUAACCGCUGAUGGUGUUGAGGAAGGACCAGAACCGGACUCACCGACACAGAAGACCGGUCAUCCGGAUAGUUACAUCUCGGUAACGAAACAGGUCACCGGGAUCGACGAGAAGAGCAAGGUGCCGGCCAUCCCGGGCAAGAACUACGAGUCGACGUACUACACAAAAUCGUCCACCUGUGGUUACUUCACCUUCUCGUGCAAUAUCGUGUACGGUGAGAAUGGGCGAAGUAAAAUCUGUCGACCGAAACCACCGGCCAAUGGUAAAUGUUAG